This is a messenger RNA of Melopsittacus undulatus (budgerigar), 4326 nucleotides long. It is a transcript of the gene INSM2, whose product is annotated as INSM transcriptional repressor 2. Gene Ontology annotation, biological process: neuron differentiation; regulation of cell cycle process; negative regulation of transcription by RNA polymerase II. The record is from RefSeq and is a predicted model, not a curated record. Bases 1 to 1398 code for a protein of 465 amino acids. The transcript has a single exon. Gene Ontology annotation, cellular component: nucleus; transcription repressor complex. NCBI's taxonomy places the organism in Eukaryota, Metazoa, Chordata, Aves, Psittaciformes, Psittaculidae. Gene Ontology annotation, molecular function: RNA polymerase II cis-regulatory region sequence-specific DNA binding; DNA-binding transcription repressor activity, RNA polymerase II-specific.
AUGCCACGCGGGUUCCUCGUCAAGCGCAGCCGGCGCCCCGGCGGCUCCUACCGGGCGCGCCCGCGGGAGCGGGACCCAGAGCGGGACCCGCCGCCCGCCCCGCCGCCGCCCCUGCUGCCCGCCCCGCCGCCGCCCACAGCCGGGGGCAGCCCCGCCGCCAGGCCUGCGGCGGAGGAGCAGGAGGAGGGCGAGGAGGAGGAGGGCGCUGCCGCCGCCGCGUACCCCGCGACGUGGCCCCCCGGCGGUGGCGGCGGCCCUGGGCUGGCCCCGCAGGAGGGACCAGCAGCCUGGGGCACGGCGGGACCCUGCAGCGCCGCAGGGCCGCGGGCAGCUCUUUUCGAGCGGUGCCUCAGCUCCCCCGCCUCCGCCGAGUCCUUCCCCCUGGCCGCCUCCUUCCCGCCAGCCGAGAAGCUGCUGCUGCAGCCCCGCACGCCUCUGCCCGUCCCGCCGCCGCCGCCGGUGCCCGCACUGAAGCGGCCGUCUCGGGCCAAGGCGCCGGCCAAGAAGGCCAAGGCCACGCGAAAGCUGAGCUUCGCCGACGAGGUGACCACCUCGCCCGUGCUGGGGCUGCGCAUCAAGGAGGAGGGUCCCGAGGGCAGGCCGGGGCCGCCGACGGGGCGCACGCCGCUGGGCGAGUUCAUCUGCCAGCUGUGCAAGGAGCAGUACGCGGACCCGCUGGCGCUGGCCCAGCACCGCUGCUCCCGCAUCGUGCGCGUCGAGUACCGCUGCCCCGAGUGCCACAAGAUCUUCAGCUGUCCCGCCAACCUGGCCUCGCACCGCCGCUGGCACAAACCGCGGCCCGGCCCCAGCUCCGACGGCCCCGCCGCCGCCGCCGCCCCUCCGGGCAAGGAGAAUAGCCCCGAGCGACGGCCCCGCGGCCCCGCGGCGCUCUCGCCACAGCCGCCGCCGCCGCCCCGUCAGCACCGCGGCGGCGCGGACAGCGCCAGCGGCGCUCAGGUUCCCCCCGGCCCCGCUCCCGGCCCCGUCGGGGAGGCUUUCGCCUGCCCCUGCUGCCAGAAGCGGUUCCGGCGGCAGGCCUACCUCCGCAAGCACCUGGGCACUCACGGGCCGGCGCGGCCCGCCGCCUACGGCCCUCCGGAGCGCGGCCAGGUCGCCUUCGCCUGCCACCUCUGCGGCGCCCGCUUCCCGUCGGCGGACAUCAGGGACAAGCACCGGCUGUGGCACGCCGUCCGGGAGGAGCUGCUGCUGUCGCCGCCGCCGCCGGCAGGGCCCCCCGAGGGCGGUGCGGUGGGCGGUGAGCGGCAGGGCUUCCCCUGCAAGCACUGCCCCGCCACCUUCUUCAGCGCGCCCGGGCUGGCGCGACACGCGAGCAAGUGCCACCCGCCGGAGAGCAGGCAGGUCCUGCUGCUCCAGGUGCCCGUCCGUCCGGGCUGCUAGGAAUGGGGCUGCUCCGGGAGCCCGGGCGGGCCGAGCGAGUCCUGUCCACGCUGUAAUUCCUAUGGAAAGUCACGGCUACGACGGCCGAGGGGCCACCCAAGGGCUCCUCUGCCCUUCCCGGUUGGCGGGUACCGGAGCUCGGCCCCGCGGCAGGAGGCUGAGCCGACGGGCAGCACUGCCGGGGCGGGUGGCAGCGCCCGUGCCAAGUCUCACAGAGGUGGUAGGAGCGCAGCGGGGUCCGUGGGACGCCGGGCAGCCGCAGGGGGGACUGGCGGUGUGGGCACGAACCAGGGCUGGCGGCAGCACGCAGGGAGCCUGGCCCUGGGACGCCUGCGAUGCGGGGAGCUCAGGCGUCAACUCACUGCGAGUACCUCUUCUGUAGCUACCCCUCAGCUAGAAGUUCAGCUGUAUAUAUGAUAUUUAAAGAGAGGAAUUAUUUUUCGUGAGAAAAGGAGCCUAAUCUAGUGACCUUGUUUUAAUAGCCUUAGCCCCUGAGCUUCAACAUUUAAGUUAUUGUGAGGUGUUCUGUUUGCUGUACUCUGUACUAAGAUAGUUGAGAAGGUAAAUGUUCAUAUUAAGUCAAUGUCAAGUCAUACAAUAGCUAGCAAAACAUGGAAAAUGAAUUGUGCUGUCCGCUUAAUUAAAGUACAAGGCGUCAAUUUCUAUAGCUAAGUGCGCAUCUCCCGCUUGCUCUGUGUUCCUGUGCUCUAGCUAGCGACCGUGCGGUAGGCAAAUGCAUGUCUCCGGCAGCUGCCCAUUUCAAAACCUGCUGUCAGUGGCUUGUCACCGUGACACUGACAAUGGCACCAGGCACAGUUGGGUCUCACCAGGUCCUGCCAGCCCCUGUGGUGUGGCAGGCAGAGGGGCCCUGUCUGCAGCUGGCCUUUUCGGGCAACCUCCGACCCCUCUUCCCUGUGAGCUGCUGAAGUGUGGGUGGUGGGCUCUCGUCUUUCUCCCUAACGAGACCUACCUUUAGCAAAGCAACCUGAGGCACGUAUUCCCUGGCUUUGACGGUGCUCUGGCCAGAUGCUUUGAAAUACUGUCAAAUUUACCAGCUCUGACAUUUCAGCCGGCAUUUAUUAUUUAUUUAUUUUUUUCCAUGCAGGAGUGCCUGUUUCUAAGUGUGAUGGCAAGUGAGGCCAAAAAUAAGGGCAAGCAAAAUUCAACAAAGGAUUUAAAACAAAGCUCACCUGUUUUUGAAUUCAGCAGGGCAAAGUGGGUCAGCUGGUGAUUUCUGAAGAAUCAAACCGAUUCCAGCCAUAGGCUUUGUUCUAACUCUCUCUGAAAUGAGCAUGCAAAAUGUGUCAAUCUCUUGAUUAGCAUCCCCUAAAGCAGUUAUUGCUGUAGUUUUAUGUUUUGUUACACACGACAAAAGAAUCAUGUAUAUUUGAACCCAAAUGCUGAAGCAAGUGCUAAAUGCUUCAUUUCAAAUGUGUUUCAUGGACUUUCUUGGUUUAGUUCCAGGGCCUGGACAAAUGAAUACAAUAUAAUCUAUAAUACAAUACAACCUAAAGCAGUCAAAUUUGUCCUCUGAUGGAGGAGGCUGAAAUAGUGGCUUACUCUUCUCAUAUGCCAGAAAUAAAGCAUGUUAUUUUGAGCAUUUACCCAUCAUUUGGUGGUUAACGGAGACUUAGCUAAGCCUGUUUCUGCAGUUAGACGAGUUUUCACCUGGAGAAGGUUGCUGUGUUGAGUCAUCGCUCUCCUUUCUCCACUUGUGAAGUCGAACAUGAAGGGCUCUGGACCACAGAAACCUGAUGAUUAUUAACUGCUCCUACAAUUAGCAGUGGAACAACCAGCCCUGUUGUUGCAGGAGGGAACAUCCCGUGCUUUGCAUUAUGUGUGGAGCUGCGUGCAUUCUAUUUACUAGAUCCAGGGAGAAGCUUGUUGGCAGUACGGCAUACAGUAUGUGGGUUGGGAAGGAGCCCCCAAAGAACUUGUGUGUACUUUUUACUGCAAAUGAAAACUAAGCCAUGUAUCACACUUAACUGCUCCAUACAUAAUACUCUGUUCUUCAAUCAGUUGUCAACUGGCGUAAGAAUCUAAUCACUGUGGUGAAUGACCAUUUCCAAAAGGUGGUAAGAAUAAUUUUAUUGUAUUAUUAAAUAGCAUGUCUUCUCUUCAACCAUUACAAAUCUGUAGAUACUACAUGAAUGACAAUACAUAAUUUACCUUUUUAUUUUUGCCCAUAAGAUAUAUUUACACAUGCAGUUAGUACCGAUGUCAUGCUACAUUUUGUUAACAGCAUUUUGUUGUUUGCCAGACGCAAAAUGUGAGCAUUUCAUCUUCUGCAGGAAAGCACCUCUGGGAGGGUGGAACGCGUGUACUAAUCUGCACUCACAGGGUUGGAACUGUCAGCAUUUCAGCCAGGCUCCUGGAGGACGUUCCCUUUUCUCCCCUAGCACACAUCAUCAGAGCAUGGAUUUCCAUUAGGAAAGUUGUGGGUGUUUUUUUUGUUGUUGUUGUCUUUUGUUGUUUUUUUUUUUAAUAUAAGAAAUGAGAAUUUACCUCUAGAGCCAGCAGCCUGGUGAUAAAGGCUAAAAACCCCAUGGAACUCAAUGGCAUUUACUAUUGAUACCAGUUGGAUCAGGCAUAAAUAAAUUUUCAGCACAGUGAUUUUUUUGUUUUUUCUGGCACAGAUUAUGGCAUCACCUGCAGAGUUAUGAAAUAAUACAUUGCUUUGUGAAGAAAGAUUUGGUGCUAUGAGCAAGUUAUUCUGCUUGGACUCUGCAAUGCUUGAAAGGCCGUUGAACUAUUUUAUUCUUAACAUAAAUAACCUGUACACAUCCUGUGCAUUAACAUUGUGACAUCUGACAAAGACUUUACAAAUGCAAAUUCAAUUUAAAAUUGUACAUUCAUUUUCAAAUUGUACAUAUUUCUUUGUUACAGAGAAAAUUGCAGUGGGGCACAAUAAAUAUAGUGUAUUCAAAA